UGCAAAGAAGACACAUGCGCUGUUCUUGAAGAUGAAAUAGAAAACAGAAUAGAAGAGCUAUUAAAGGACAAAGAACUUUUACAAAAAUAUGGUUCUGAGAAAUUUGACAUAACUCCACCAGAAAAGAAGAAGAAAGGAAAGAAAGAGAAAAAAGUAGAAGAGAAGAAAGAACCUGAACCAGUUCCAGAGAAGGUGAGAUAUGACAUGUAA
Messenger RNA from Trichomonas vaginalis G3, 210 nucleotides. RefSeq lists its product as uncharacterized. The transcript has a single exon. The record is from RefSeq and is a predicted model, not a curated record. The annotation marks the transcript as partial. Lineage: Eukaryota; Parabasalia; Trichomonadida; Trichomonadidae.